This is a messenger RNA of Bacidia gigantensis, 1848 nucleotides long. RefSeq lists its product as uncharacterized. Gene Ontology annotation, cellular component: anaphase-promoting complex. Gene Ontology annotation, biological process: anaphase-promoting complex-dependent catabolic process; positive regulation of ubiquitin protein ligase activity; positive regulation of anaphase-promoting complex-dependent catabolic process. The transcript has a single exon. Lineage: Eukaryota; Fungi; Ascomycota; Lecanoromycetes; Lecanorales; Ramalinaceae. The record is from RefSeq and is a predicted model, not a curated record. The coding region runs from base 1 to 1848 and encodes 615 amino acids. Gene Ontology annotation, molecular function: protein binding; ubiquitin ligase activator activity; anaphase-promoting complex binding.
AUGGCUACUGCUUCCAUAUCAACACCCCUCAAAAGCCAUCAUGGUCUCUUCUCCUCCCGUACCGCGGGUGGUCGUAUGCCCCUCACACCUUCGCCGCGUACAAGGACGACGAGUUUAGCGACUAAUGCGUCCAACGAUACCUCUCCCUUCACUCCACCUCGGCAGACGAAUGAAAGUACUCGACAUGUCUCACGAUCGACCUAUGGACGUGUCUCGUCAAACUUCCCAAGAUCUGCUUCAAGGGCAUAUCAGGAUUCGCCAAAAUCAAAUAUUGCCCAAGGUAGAAAAACUCCGAGGCAUCUGGAGCUUGGUGUCUCAGAUUGGACUUUGACGGGCACCGGACCUACCACGACCCAGACUCCGUCAAAAAGCGCCAGUCGAAAGAAGGGCCCCUUGCGAACCAAGUCUGGCAAGACUACGAUACGUCUUGAAGCCGGCGAUCGUUUCAUUCCAAGCCGAACAACGAGUGACGCUUUGAAGGUAGAUGGAUCGUUUCAAUCUGAUGGAGACGGUUCACGACCAAACACUAGUAGCGGCGAAGGCUCAAGCGUCUUAGCUAAUGCAGCAAGUGCUUUCUCGAUAGGCGGACAGACCACAGAUGAAGAUGCCACUCUAGCUCUUGAAGGUCUGAACUUGGAGGACAAUGAAGACAGCACGUCAUAUACCAAGCCAACGAGGGAUGCUGUUGCAUAUCAAUCGUCACUUGCUUCUGCUUGUGGUGUCUCGCUCAAUCAACGGAUCCUAGCCUUCAAGCCAGCCGCACCAGAGUCAUCUAAGCCAAUUGACCUUCGGUCGCAGUAUAACCGACCUCUGAAGAAUGCAGCGACAUCAGCUCAGUUCCGGCGCAGAGUCUUGACUGCUCCCGAGCGUGUGCUUGAUGCCCCUGGCCUAGUCGACGACUACUAUCUUAAUCUGCUUGACUGGAGCUCCAGCAAUCAAAUCGCAAUCGGCUUAGAGCGAAGUCUAUACGUAUGGUCAGCGGACAGUGGUACGGUCAGCAGUUUGCUCGAAGCCUCACCAGAUACGUACAUAAGCAGUGUCAAAUGGAGCGGUGAUGGUGCGUACGUGGGUGUCGGACUGGGUACGGGCGAGAUCCAAAUCUGGGAUGUUGAAGAACGUACAAAGCUUCGUAGCAUGUACGGUCAUGACACUCGCGUUGGCGUCAUGGGCUGGAACAAACACAUCCUCUCGACCGGAGCUCGAAGCGGAUUAGUAUUCAAUCACGAUGUCCGCAUUGCUCAGCACAAGAUAGCAGAGCUUGUCUCGCACACUUCGGAGGUUUGUGGUCUUGAGUGGCGAUCAGAUGGUCAGCAAUUAGCUACCGGUGGCAAUGACAAUCUAGUUUCAAUUUGGGAUGCUAGAUCAUUGGGUGCGCCAAAAUUUCAGAAGACCAAUCACCGGGCUGCGGUCAAAGCAUUGAGCUGGUGUCCGUGGCAGCCAAACUUGCUUGCCACAGGUGGUGGUUCGUACGAUCGACAUAUUCAUUUCUGGAACACUACAACCGGUGCUCGAACGAACAGCAUUGACACAGGUUCGCAGGUCACAAGCCUACGAUGGAGUAACCAUUACCGCGAGAUCGUGAGCUCGAGCGGAUUUCCAGACAAUUCAUUGAGCGUCUGGAGCUAUCCUACCCUGGUGCGUAAUGUCGAGAUCCCAGCACAUGAGACCAGAGUUCUCCACAGCUGCUUGAGCCCAGACGGUCAGAUGCUAGCAACUGCAGCAGCGGACGAGAGCUUGAAGUUUUGGAAGAUCUUUGAGAAAAAGGCUGGGACAGCAUCGGCGAUCUCGAGAGAAGGAGGCGCAACAGGCAAGGGUGGCGAGAUGAAGAAACAAAUGACAAUUAGGUAG